AUGGGGCUCUUACUGUCCUUAGGUGAUUGGGCCAAGGUUAUUGAAUCAAUUCAUAUCUACCCUCAAGACGGUCCAAUAACCUUGGCCCAAUCACCUAAGGACACGUCAGUUAGCGAUGUUUCACCUCCACUUUACGUUGAUUUUGCGCCUCCCCCAUAUGCUUUUACUCCUGAAAUUAAAGGUUCAUGUAGAGGGAUUUUAUUUUUGCACGGUCGUUUAAAAUUCACCCUAUGGAAUCCAUCCACUGGAUUUCGCAAACAAAUACCUGCAUCUCCUUUUAAUUCCGAAACAUGUUCUUUAAGUAAGCUAUAUGGUUUUGGUUAUGACCACUCAAGAGAUGAUUACUUGCUAGUUACAUUUUCCUGUGAGCGAACCUUAGUUAAUCCUUCGUCGCAUUUAGAGUUAUUCUCGUUUAGAAACAAUAGAUGGGAAGAAAUUGAUGGUAAUUACGGACUUUAUUAUAAUUGUACAUCUAUCGAUCUCAAAGGAGGGUCUCUAUGUAAUGGGGCUAUUCAUUGGUUGACCUCCCGAUCUUAUGAUUUUCUUGAAUUUCCCGUGGAUGUUAUCCUUGCCUUUGAUUUAUUGGAGAGGCAACCGGUAGAGAUGCCUCUUCCGGACCAUAAUCCUCGAACUCGGGAUAUAUGGAUAUUUGGAGAAUUUUUCAGUCUAUGGACUAUGUAUAAUGACACAUUUAAAGUUUUUGUGAUGAAAGAAUACAAAGUGCAUUCCUCUUGGACUCAAACUCUUGUCCUUCGUAUUGAUGGCGUACCUACUAAGAACUUUUACCCAGUGUGUUGUACAAAAAAUGGUGAUAUUAUUGCAACAGUUAAUGAUGGUACUGAACUGGUGAAGUUAAAUGAUGAAGGAAUGCUGCUAGGGAAUCACACCUACGGUGACCAACCAUUUAUGUUCCAAGUUGUCAUGUAUACAGAGUCUCUCCUUUCACUUCCUGAUGGUGACGGUGAAUAA
Molecule: messenger RNA, 969 nt
Organism: Vicia villosa (hairy vetch)
Lineage: Eukaryota; Viridiplantae; Streptophyta; Magnoliopsida; Fabales; Fabaceae
Product: F-box/kelch-repeat protein At3g06240-like
Exons: 2
Coding region: 1-969 (322 amino acids)
Source: RefSeq, a predicted model, not a curated record